UGUGCGCCUUACAUGGCUGAGGAGAUAGUGCCGUGUUAUUGGAGCGCCAUAUGUGCUGCUUGCCACGAGCAGGUUGGCAUUGUCUGAGCUGAUUGUGAUACAUGCUAUUGCUGCACCGUGUAUAGGGUUCGCUGAGGCUGAGGGCGGCACUGGCAGCUGGCCAGCGUGGACCCGCCACCGAACCUGCCGUGACCUGACCUGGCCUGGCCUGACCUGCUCAUCGCCACCAUGGCCUCCUCAAACGUGAUAAAGACAAUGGUGUCAAAGAACAAGAAGAGGUUUGAGGAGGGCAAGUUCAACCUCGAUCUAUCGUACAUCACGCCGCGCAUCAUCGCCAUGGGCUACCCGGCGCAGGACAUCGAGAAGCUCUACCGCAACGACGCCCGCACUGUGCUGGAGUUCCUCAAUCAACGCCACCCGGGACGGUACAAGCUCUUCAACCUGUGCCGAGAGCGACAGUACGACUCGGCCAUGUUCGAGGGCCGCGUCGAGUGGGAGCCGUUCGAGGACCACAAGCCGCCCCGCAUAGAGCAGAUCGCGCCGUUCUGUCGCAAGGUGCACGAGUGGCUGUGCGCGCACCCCGACAACGUGGUCGCCAUUCACUGCAAGGCCGGCAAGGGUCGGACUGGAGUGAUGAUCUGCUGUUACCUGCUGUACUCCGGGCAGUUCGCUACGCCGGCCGAGGUCCUCGCCUACUACGGCGACCAGCGCACCAAAGACGGCAAGGGCGUGACGAUCCCCAGCCAGCGGCGCUACGUCGAGUACUUCCACCGGCUGAUGGGCAUGGAGCGGCCGGCGUACCGGCCCACAAACCUCUUCCUGCAGGCCAUCACGCUGGAGCCCGAGCGGGCGCUGGAGAACAUCGUCUCCAGCGUGCACUUCUCGGUGAAGACGCGCGGUCCGACGCCGGACGCGUCCAACGGCGACGCGCGGCCGGUGCCGUCGCUGCCGCUGCUCGACUCGGAGGCGCGCAAGCAGAAGGAGCACAAGCUGAUGAGCUCGCGGCCGGUGGAGCCGGCGCGACGGGCCGGCGACACGUGCCUCCGCAUCCCCGUCAACGGAGACCUGCACUUGUGCGGCGACUUCAAGCUGGAGCUGCUCUGCAAGCCCAAGAACAAGCUGAAGCCGAAGGAGAAGCUGUGCUGGCUGUGGCUGAACACGUUCUUCGUGGCCGGGCCGGCGGCGGAGGUGGCGCGAACGGAGCGGACGGAGCGAAUGGCGCGGGCCUCCAGCUGUCCGGAGGACGAGAACGGGCCCGGCCAGGCGUACCCCAUCGCCAGGCGUCCCCAGCUCAAGUCUCGGCAUCACUCCUGCAGCGACGCCCACGUCUUGCCGGGCGUCAGUAACCGGAUCACGCUGACGCUGGCCAAGUACGAGCUGGACAAGGGCUGCAAGGACUCCCGCCUGCCCGACUCGUUCAAGAUGCACCUGAGCCUGGUGCGGCAGCGCGGCCACGUGACGCCACGGCUGCCACACGCCAGUGGCUCGGACUCGGACAGCGAGGACGACGACGAGGAGGAGUACCCCGACAGUGGCAAGGAGACAACCCACCUGUGACGACGCCGGCGUGGGGCGCCAGAGUACAAAGAAGACAGGGCCGACCGCCGGCGCGACGGCUUGUGGCGCGAUCGGACCUUGUGGCGGGCGGGACCUUGUGGCGGGAUCGGACCUUGUGGCGGGCCGGACCUUGUGGCGGGCCGGACCAUGUGGCGAGGUGACCUUGUGGCGGGCCGGAUUACUUGGCGGGGUCUGACCUUUUGACCAGGUGACCUUGUGGCGGGAUUGGACCUUGUGGCGAGACCGGGUCUUGUGACGGGCGACAUUGUGGACAGGGACGUUUUGGUGAGGUGACCUUGUAGUGAGAUGACCUGACGAGGUACACCUUGUGUGAGUCCGGACCUUGUGACACCGCCGUCCGGCGCAGCUUUCGGACAAGGUCGGUCGACCUGGCCGAACCUGGCGGCGGCGGACCGCCCUCGGCACGGACCCGACCCGACGCAGUCCGACCUGACCCGACCCGACCCGACCUGACUCGUGUGCCGCGCCGCUCGCGUUGGCGCGGCGACUGUGUGCCUACGUGCCGAACAUGUCAUACGCGUUGAGAACCCGCAGGCCCUACGUGCCGGACAUGUCAUAAGCGUUGAGAACCCGCAGGCCCCACGUGCCGGACAUGUCAUACACGUUGAGAACCCGCAGGCCCUACGUGCCGAACAUGUCAUACGCGUUGAGAACCCGCAGGCCCUACGUGCCGGACAUGUCAUACACGUUGAGAACCCGCAGGCCCUACGUGCCGGACAUGUCAUACGCGUUGAGAACCCGCAGGCGUCGCGCCCGGCCACGGGAGUGCCGCUGAGCAGUUGUUUAAGACACAACGGAGCCGCCAUGUUCUCGCGAUUUUAAUCCAUGUUCUGCACUGGUUCAGUCCACUUGUGGUGGCUUUGUAUGGUGAGCAUCUGGUGUAUUUUUUCGUGCAGAAUAUGAGUGGACAAU
Messenger RNA from Pollicipes pollicipes, 2490 nucleotides. Its product is annotated as phosphatidylinositol 3,4,5-trisphosphate 3-phosphatase and dual-specificity protein phosphatase PTEN. The transcript is spliced from 11 exons. Lineage: Eukaryota; Metazoa; Arthropoda; Thecostraca; Pollicipedomorpha; Pollicipedidae. The record is from RefSeq and is a predicted model, not a curated record. Gene Ontology annotation, molecular function: protein tyrosine phosphatase activity; phosphatidylinositol-3,4,5-trisphosphate 3-phosphatase activity. Gene Ontology annotation, biological process: protein dephosphorylation; phosphatidylinositol 3-kinase/protein kinase B signal transduction; regulation of phosphatidylinositol 3-kinase/protein kinase B signal transduction. Gene Ontology annotation, cellular component: cytosol; cell projection; nucleus. The coding region runs from base 229 to 1557 and encodes 442 amino acids.